This is a messenger RNA of Thlaspi arvense, 2932 nucleotides long. The record is from the annotation of a GenBank genome assembly. NCBI's taxonomy places the organism in Eukaryota, Viridiplantae, Streptophyta, Magnoliopsida, Brassicales, Brassicaceae.
GAAAAACACAGAAUCCUGUCGCAAAAAAACGAGUCUGACUGGAGCAAGCGGAAAAAGAGUUAGGCAACAAUGGAGGACGGCGAAAUAGAGGAAGGGAUGGUGACGGCGGAGGAAUUACCGAUAUCAGAAGUACCGACGGAGUCUGUAGCUCCGCUGCGGGAGGCACAGAAAUCUCCACUUGAGUUGCUUCGAGAGACCAAAUCCUCCGUGGAAGAAAUCGUCGCGAGGAUGCUCUCCAUAAAAAAAGAAGGAAACCGUAAAUCCGAAAUUCGAGAACUCCUCACACAGAUGUUCCUCAACUUUGUUAACCUUCGUCAGGCGAAUCGUGCGAUUCUGACUGAGGAAGAUAAAGUGAAGGCGGAGACGGAACGAGCAAAAGCGCCGGUCGAUUUCACUACGCUGCAAUUGCACAAUCUCAUGUACGAGAAGAGCCAUUACGUCAAAGCUAUCAAGGCUUGCAGAGAUUUCAAAUCCAAAUAUCCCGACAUCGAUCUCGUUCCAGAAGAAGAUUUCUUUCGAGAUGCUCCUGAAGCUAUCAAAGAUCAAUCGCUCUCAACUGAUAAUUCCCAUGUUUUGAUGCCCAAGAGGCUCAAUUUCGAGCUUCAUCAGAGGAAAGAAUUGUGUAAGCGUCGAGCGAGAUUGGAGCAACAGAAGAAGAGUUUAGUAGAAACCAUAGCAGAGCGUAAGAAGUUUCUUUCAAGUCUUCCUCUACACCUCAAGUCUCUAAAGAAAGCAUCGAUUCCAGUACAGAACCAAUUAGGCAUACAUCACACGAAGAAGCUGAAGCAGCAUAAUCUAGCUGAGCUUCUUCCUCCUCCGCUUUACGUAGUUUACUCACAGCUCUUGGCACAAAAGGAAGCUUUUGCAGAGAGCAUCGAUUUGGAAAUUGUUGGGAGCCUUAAGGAUGCUCAAGCUUAUGCUCGACAGCAAUCGAAAAAGGAGUCGGGUAUAUCGAACAAUACAGAGAGUUCUAGAAUCGAAGAUGAUGGACCUGAUGAUGACGAUGAUGGACAAAGGAGAAGAAAACGACCUAAGAAAGUUACAGGCAAAGAAGGUUCUGAUAAGGCAGGGUUAUAUCAAGUCCACCCUCUCAAAAUCGUCCUUCACAUAUACGACGAUGAGAUUCACGAUAUCAAAUCGCUUAAGCUCGUCAUUCUCAAGUUUGAGUACGUGCUGAAGUUGAAUGUUGUGUGUGUUGGCGCUGAAGGAUCUCAGGAUGGACCUGAGAAAAACAUAUUCUGUAACUUGUUUCCAAACGAUGCUGGACUUGAGCCUCCUCAUCAGUCGACCAAGCUCAUCCUUGGUGAUGAUCAAGCAUUUGAUGAGAACCGAACUUCGAGGCCUUAUAAAUGGGCACAACAUUUGACGGGGAUUGAUAUUUUACCGGAAGUGUCCCCGGUUGUAUUUGGCCAAGAUACUCCUAACAUUGACUCAGCUAAAAGUGACGCGUUUGUGCCUGAUCUUUCAUUGUAUCGUCAGCAGCAUAGGGUGCAAACAGUACUUCAAAGAAUACGCUCGCGGAAAAAAGCGCAUCUGUCUCUUGCGGAUCAGCUUGAUAUGCUUAUGAAGCACGAGUUACCCGCUGUGAACUGCGAAGCUGCUCCUUGGGCAUUGCAUAAGGUUCUCUGUGCUUUGGAUUCCUGGUUACAUAUACGAUCUUCAGGUAGUAGGUCGCGCUCUGAGACUUUGAAUAGUGUAGAACAAGUUCCAGAACCUAUGGAAAUCGAUGUAGAUGGAAGAUCUAUUUCUGGUAAGGAAGAUCUCGAAAGUAUAAGGGAAGACGGAGAACUUCCUUCUUUGGUCCCAGCUGCAACUUCAGUAACCAGUUCUAAUCAUACCCCAUCAAAAGCAUCUAAUCUUGCUAGGUCCAGGCAGUUGGCGUUGAUGACGAAGAACCUAGAUUCUCCAGUUACCAAAAAGUUACUGAGUUUCAAGAGAUACGAGGAUGAUUUGGAUCUUGUUCUGGAUGAUGAUAGUGAAGUAGAUGAGCCAGCUGGGAAAACCGAGGCGCAUGCGGAAGUGUGCCCGGGAAAAGCUGAUAAUUCAUGGGUGGAUUAUGGUGUGAGAGAGUUUGCGCUUUUGUUCUCCAGAAAAACAAAUGGUGGAAAGCUGUGGAAGUUAGAAGCAAAGGUCAAGAUUAGCAUGGAGUAUCCUCUUCGACCUCCUUUGUUUUCUCUGUCUCUCCAUGCUUCCGGAAGUGACAACGGGACAAAUGAAAGAGACUUUUACAAUGAAUUACGAGCUAUGGAAGCAGAGGUAAACCUUCAUAUGUUGAAGAUUGUACCUUCAGAUCAAGAAAACCAUCUCCUAUCUCAUCAAAUCAGAUGCUUGGCAAUGUUGUUUGACUAUUACGUGGAUGACCCAUCUUCAGAUUUCAAAAGAGGAACAGCCACUAGUGUGGUUGAUGUCGGCUUGUGCAAGCCUGUAGACGGUAAGCUUCUUGUGAGAUCAUUUAGAGGCAGAGAUCACCGAAAAAUGAUCUCAUGGAAGGAUAGAGGAUGCGCCUCGGGUUAUCCAUGCUAAAUAGAGAUUACAUCGUUAUUCACUUCUCUAUAUUAUGUUUCUCUCUGGUGGUUCAAACAAAGCUUUUUAAGAUCACAAAUUUUACCAAGUUGGUAUUGUAGAACAGUUUAUUUUUAUUGCAUUGGGGAACUUGAAAAUUACGCUAGGACAGAUCUAUGGUGAAUAAGUUUUCUAGUCAGUGAUGUGAUCUGAAUGUGGUAAAUUUGCGAUCGAGUGACUUUCACAUUUGUCGUAUGCGUUGUGGUUUAUUGAUCUGAAAGGAUUAUUGAGUGAACGUCUAGUAUCAUAGAUUCAUCUGGAUGUCGUUGAAUCUUCUUUGUGUAAUCAUUGCAGUUUCAAGAACUUAAUGAUCGUUUUACUGAUGUAAAUAUUAAACUUUUUAUUUGCAUGGCUUAAAUCAUGAUGAUUA